GGUGGUGUAACAAAUUGGGGCCUGUCCGGGAUCCAUCUAUUGCAAUAGAGAGUACGUGCAUAAUAUUAAGAUGAAUGUACAAAAGUUCAUUGAUAAUCCAUCACUAGAGUUUUUGAGUGCAGGUACAUUAAGGAAGGAUGAGUGGAUUGCUUUGGCAGAGCAUUACGAAAUUACUGUUAGGAAAAGUUGGAGGAAGAUUCAGAUUAAGAACGCUGUGAUUAAAAUGCUGGUAAAUACUAGUGUUAUUAAGGAGGAGGCCUUACAUUUGUGUGAGGAGGAGGGGGCUACCUGUCUCAGUGAAAAUGCACUGAGAGCUUUGGAGUUAGAGGUUGAGCAGCGGAAGUUGGAAGACAGAGAGAAGGAGAGAAGAUUUCAGUUGACCAUGCUUGAAAAGAAGUCUGAAAUGGGCCUUAUUGGAGAGCAGGCAUUUGAUGUGACAAAGUGCUGUAAGUUUGUGCCUGUAUUUGAUGAACUUGAUGCUGAGGAAUACUUCCUUCAGUUUGAGAAUGUUGCCACAAGUUUGUCAUGGCCAAAAGGGUAUUGGCCCAUAAUUGCUCAGACUUCCUUUAAAGGAAAAGGGCUCUCAACCUACCUCUCCUUGAUGACUGACCAGCAGAAAGAUUACAGUAUUGUCAAGGAAUCUAUCCUCCAAGCCUACCAGUUAACUCCAGAAUUUUAUCAGUCUAAAUUUCGUAACUCUGCCAGGACUCCCAAUCAGACUUUUAUUGAGUAUGCACAUUUGCUGAGGAAAUUGCAUAAUAGGUGGAUUGCAUCUCGUGGAGUAACCACAUUUGAUCAGUUACGUGAGCUUAUGGUGCUAGAACAGUACUUGAACACCUUGCCAUAUGAUAUAAGAGUAUAUUUAUGUGAAAAAGAGCUAGAUUCACUUGAUAGAGCAGCUUUCUUAGCUGAAAACUAUAAUCUAAUUCAUAAGGCUAACAGAAAGAGUUAUCCUGACCAGAACACAACUCGACAUGUUGGUAAGCCUUUGAGUACUGAUUAUGUUGGGAAAAGUGUGAACAGUGCAAGUUUUGACACUAAAAUUUGCAAUUACUGCAAGAAGCCAGGUCAUUUUGUGGCAAGUUGUCCUAAGUUGGAGAAGAAAGAUCAGAGUAGGUCCGAUAUAAAACCUGUUAUUAAUUAUGUCUUUAAACCAGCAGAUGUGAGUGAUCCUGUUUUAACCACGUCUAAUAAGUGUCAACAGCUGUUCCAACCAUUCCGAUUUGAGGGUAGUGUGUCAGCCUCUGAGGCCGGUCCGUCCAUCCCUGUCAGUAUCCUGCGUGAUACAGGUGCCUCGCACAGUAUUGUGACACUACCAAACGAAGAAGAGGAGGAGGAGGAGGAGGACUGGGAAGAAGACGAGGAACACAGGAGGAACCCAUUGAGAGAACAAGAAGAAGAAGAAGAAGAAGAAGAAGAAGAAGAAGAGGAGGACACAGGAAUUCCUUGGUGCAGAAGUCUUGUGAAACUGUCAGCAGGGUCACAUUAAACUCUAGCAGAUGAACCUGACUCAGUAAAGGUGGUAUAUCACUCAUCAGGCAACAACAACAUGACAAAAUAAUAAUAGGCCGAAGUGAUAGCGUACUGGACCCACAUUCGCCGCGUGAUGGACGACGUGGGUUCGAAUCCUCACGCUACCACGCUGUGUGGGGCCGGGAAGAUGUGCCGUGGGCUCAACCCCCCCCCCAAGCGACUCCCCCUGACCAGGGAGGGAGGGGAUACAAUUACUUCAAAUUACAUUGAAUACAUAUGAAGUUGUUUUAAUAUGAAUACAAAUACCUUCUUGUCAUAAUUGGGUUUAGCAGUGUUGUAAAGUUAUCUAAGAUCAGGGAGGGAAUACAAGUGUUGUGGAUUACAAUACCAAUACAGUACUUCAAAUUACAGUGAAUAGAAAUACUGUUUUGAUAUGAAUGAAUACUCCUUCUUGGCAUAACAGCAGUGUUCUAAAGAUGUACAAGGUAGUGUAGCUCAUAACCCUGUACUCAACACAGUGCUAACAAGAAGGCUGUUUUGAUAUGAAUGAAUACACCUUCUUGGCAUAACAGCAGCAGUGUUGUAAAGAUGUACAAGAGCUCAUAACCCUGUACUCAACACAGUGCUAACAAGUCCCCCGGGAGGCUGUGUGGACUUGUAACGCCUGCUAUUACAGAUGAUAGAUUUUGAAGUGUUCCUCAGAUAAUUAUUUGCACAAUACAAAUACUUUUCCCUUGUAUUCCAAUCACAAUGAGAAUGCUUUGAUUUCUAUCAAUAGUUAUACCAAUACAAACACACCCAAAUAUGGUAUUCCAGUGUAUUUGAAUAGGAAUGGGGGUGGAGGCGGCCUUGGCCCUGAACUGUCAAGCCGCUCAAGUGUCAUUUCCCUCAUUGUUAAGGUGGUGGGCAGCUGUCAGGUGCUUGUCAGGCCAGGCUCGUCAGGUCACCUGCUGUGUGGAGCGAUGACUCGUGUUCAGGUGAGGCCACUCACUGGCAGCACUGUUGAUGAAGACCCGUCACAGCUGAGGCAUUCAUGUGCAGGGAAACAGUUCACAGGGAGAGAGAAACACUGCUGUACAAGAUGUUAAUUAAAAGUGGGAAUACUACUAUGAGCUAUGUUAGUACAGUAGAGCCCCAUUUAGCGUGAGAAUUAGGUGGAUGAACGCGGUCGCGCUAACUAAAUUCGCGCUAAUUGAAUAAAGUAACCAAUAUGAAAAAAAGUUAUUUGGUGCACACAUGGGUCUGACUUUUGGGUUUGAUAAUUACUCAAAAUACGCAGUCAUCAGUUAUGGAUGGUGACUCUUGCGGCCCAAGGUGUCGGCAAGUGGGUGUGACAAGAGUUCGGCCUUUGGAAGUAGCUGAUGUGAGGAGCGGAGAUGUCCGAGGCUCACAUUCUUGAAAAAGCCAUCCCGAGAGACUUGUAUUUAAGGCUUCCGUAGGAGUUUUGGGCAUUUCCAGGGGUAGUUUUAUGACCCUGGUGAUAGAUUAACCCUUCCUAUGUACCAUGAACCUUCAAAACCACUCAAUUAGAACCCGAUUGAUCUCCUUUUUGGCAUCUGACAGUCACAUUCUUAAAAAAUAUUGUUCCAAGCGCACACAUUUGACAGGCUUUUGUAGGAGUUGUGAGAAUUUCCAGGGGCAGUUUGAUGACCCAGGUGGUAGUUUUAACUUUCUCCUUACCAUGAAUCUUAAAACAAGACUCGUGAGAACUUGAUUGAUCUCCUUAUUGACCUUUGCAAGUAGCUGACGUGAGGGGCGGAAGGGUCUGCCUCAUAGAUCUUAGGAAGGAAAGUUUGAGACGUACCUUGAAUCAGCUCCUUAACGACAGUAGACUCCACGGCUGGCGUUCCUUCCUCCUUGUCUUCCUCAAAUUCCAGACUUUCCUCCUCUGUGAUGUACCUUUCUCUCUCUCUCUCUCAGUUCUAAUCAUUCCUUCUUUAUUUAGUUUUAUUUAUAUAUAUAUACCUUAAUCUCUCUCUUCUCCGCCUCCUCCUCCUCUCAUACGUACAUCCUUCUCGGUAAAUCCUUUUCACUGUAUCGUAUAUAUAGUUCCAUUAUUUGCUUGUUUCCCUUCCUCCUCAUCUCUUAACGUAUAAACGAGGCUUCCGGCAGAGAAAUCCUAAGGCACGAUGACAUAUUGUUACGUAUAUUAGAGUACGGUAACACACUGAGAACAGAUUACGAGACUUCCAGCCCUCUGUACAUUCUAUACAAGGUUUAUUUUCCCUUGCAAGUUACUAUAUCUUGUUCUUCCUUUCCCCCCUUGCUAACUAGAACAUAAUUAUUGCCAUAUUGCUCUUGUCAUGAUGUAUGUUACGAGGGAAAGUGACCCUCCGUCUGCCCCAUAAAAGUUGAGCUUCCAUUUUCAUUCGUCCCUCGUUCAUCCUUGGAGGGGUAGUCUGUCUGUCUGUCUUUCCCAGUGCAAAUUAGAGUUAAAUUGCUGUUAAAAUACUAAUUGCAAGGGGAAAGAGACCCUUCGUACGCUUUACACAAGGGUCGCCAUUCCUAAUGUCACCUCACUUCUCUGCUGUACGCCUCAAAUGUUUUAGUCUGUGAUAUGUUAUCUGCUUUCUCUUUGUCUAAGGUAUUUAUGUCAUAGUAAUAAUCUCAUGUCUGUCUUAUUUUCUUCUUGUUUCCACGUCUUUUAUUUCAUAUGUUCUUAUUGUCUCUUAAUUUCCAUUGCUUUUUCAAUGACUUUUGAGCUCUUUAUGUAUACAAUCUCUCCUCUUGUUAGUUCCCUUCGUUGUCUUCUCUUAUAUCUCAAUAUCUUGUUUCCAAUUCAUAUAUAAUUCUUUUUAUA
Messenger RNA from Eriocheir sinensis (Chinese mitten crab), 4273 nucleotides. RefSeq lists its product as uncharacterized. Lineage: Eukaryota; Metazoa; Arthropoda; Malacostraca; Decapoda; Varunidae. The record is from RefSeq and is a predicted model, not a curated record. Gene Ontology annotation, molecular function: zinc ion binding; nucleic acid binding. The transcript is spliced from 4 exons. The coding region runs from base 71 to 1489 and encodes 472 amino acids.